This is a messenger RNA of Nelumbo nucifera (sacred lotus), 1232 nucleotides long. RefSeq names its product ethylene-responsive transcription factor 2-like. The record is from RefSeq and is a predicted model, not a curated record. Gene Ontology annotation, molecular function: DNA-binding transcription factor activity; DNA binding. Gene Ontology annotation, biological process: regulation of DNA-templated transcription; ethylene-activated signaling pathway. NCBI's taxonomy places the organism in Eukaryota, Viridiplantae, Streptophyta, Magnoliopsida, Proteales, Nelumbonaceae.
ACCAGUUCCUCCAAAUUCGAUUCUCUCAUGUCUCAGGUCUUACUCCACUGAGAAUCGCAGAGAGAAGCAAAACCAAAAUCCCUCAAAUUUUCAAAAAAAAAAUUAAAAAAAAAACCUAAAUUCAAAAACUCAGAGAGGUUGGAAAAAAUGUACGGGAUUAACAGUGGUGAUUCUGAUUUUGCUGUUCUUGAAUCGAUAAGAAAACAUCUGUUGGAGGAAUCGGAAGCUUCAGCGAAUUCGCAGAUGAAUGUUCAGGCGAGGAAUCAAGGGCAGGGGCAAGGUCCCGUUUAUUGCAGGAGCUCCAGCUUCAGUAGCCUCUUCCCUUGCUUGACCGACAAGUGGGGAGAUCUGCCUCUGAAGGAGGAUGAUUCGGAAGACAUGGUGGUUUUCGGCAUGCUCCGUGACGCUUGUAAUGUCGGAUGGACUCCGUCACUCGGACAGGAAACGGCGGCAUCCAACUUUAACUUAACGGAGACGCCGGUUAAAUUGGAGCCUCAGGAAACGAUGCCGGAAACGCCGAUGGCGUCUGCAGCUGUAGCUCCCCCAAUUUCGAUUCCGUCGCUGGCGCAGCAAGAGAAGCCGAAACCGGCUCCAGCUCCGGCAGCUCCGUCGAAGGGGAAGCACUACAGAGGCGUGAGGCAAAGACCGUGGGGGAAGUUUGCGGCGGAGAUUAGAGAUCCGGCGAAGAACGGCGCCAGAGUUUGGCUCGGAACAUUUGAGACGGCCGAGGAUGCCGCGAUGGCUUACGACCGAGCUGCUUACCGGAUGCGCGGCUCUCGAGCUCUACUCAACUUCCCACUCAGAAUCGGAUCGAAUGAACCGGAACCAGUGCGAGUGACCUCCAAGCGCUCCUCCCCGGAACCCUACUCUCCUUCUCUUUCGUAUUCGUCAUCGACGUCGUCGUCCGACAACGCCUCACCUAAGCGGAGGAGAAGAGGGGUGGUCAGUUCGGCUCAGGCAGCUCCUGCGGCGGCUCAAGCCGGCUUAGAAACGACGAGUCGAUCAGAAGUCUUUCCAGUUGGGGCUCCACUGCUAUGUGGCGAGCAGCUAUUGGUCAGUUAGUUUUUGUAUAGGGCUAUAAAAAAAAUAUGCAGAGCACGAACAGUGGGAAAACGAGUUCAUCCUUUUCCACGUUAUUUUUUCAGGGACAAUAGAAAAAUAGAGACAAGUGUGUGAACUUUGAAGUGGUGUUUGGAUUUGUGAAUAUUAAAAGAAGAUUUGUUAUUAUUUCA